AUGCCGCCACGGAUCCCCAAGCCCGAGGACUUCGAGCACCUCCGUCCCGGACUCAGCUUCAUCCUGAACUACCCGGAGGUGGCGGAGACGACGACGGCGAUCCUGAUCGUGUUCCACGGCCUCGGGGACUCGGACAGGAACUUCGCUCGGUUCGCCGAGACCGUCGCCCUGCCGGGCGUGCUCGCCAUCACCGUCCGCGGCGUCUCCCCGCUCCCGCCCGCCCUCCUCGGCCUCCCGGACGGGUCCGCCCCCACCAGCCACUUCCACUGGGGCGACGACCUGACCCUGUCGCCCGACACGGGCGACCUGGACCCGGACCCCGGCUUCGCCAAGGCCGAGGAGCUGGUGCUGGGGAAGCUGAUCCGCGAGACCCUGGUCGCGGCGUGCGGCUGGGACCUGAGCGACAUCCUGCUCUUCGGCUACGCACAGGGCGGGUCGCUGGCCCUGGGCCUGGCGUCGCGGCUGCGCGGCGGGGGCGGGCGCGUCGUGGACGUCACGCAGGGGGAGCGGCCGGCUGAGACGGCCUUCAAGGGCGCGGUGUCGAUCGGGGGCCCGCUGCCGAUGAGCAUGGUGCCGACUUUGAGUGCGCGCGAGAAGGCGCGGACGCCGGCCCUGAUAUGCCAUGGCCGGGCGAGCGAGCUGCUCGAUGAGGAGGCUGUGGAGCUGGUGAAGAAGGAGUUCGCCGACGCCAGGGAGGUCAAGUGGAACAAGCCGGAUGAUGGCAUGCCUGGCAGCCGGGAAGAAAUGCUCUCCAUCAUGCAGUUCUUCGCGGAGAGGCUGCAGAGUCCUUUGUAG
Messenger RNA from Truncatella angustata, 795 nucleotides. Its product is annotated as Alpha/Beta hydrolase protein. The transcript has a single exon. The record is from RefSeq and is a predicted model, not a curated record. Gene Ontology annotation, cellular component: cytoplasm. Gene Ontology annotation, molecular function: carboxylic ester hydrolase activity; palmitoyl-(protein) hydrolase activity. Gene Ontology annotation, biological process: protein depalmitoylation. Bases 1 to 795 code for a protein of 264 amino acids. NCBI's taxonomy places the organism in Eukaryota, Fungi, Ascomycota, Sordariomycetes, Amphisphaeriales, Sporocadaceae.